This is a messenger RNA of Lymnaea stagnalis (great pond snail), 30962 nucleotides long. Lineage: Eukaryota; Metazoa; Mollusca; Gastropoda; Lymnaeidae. The record is from the annotation of a GenBank genome assembly.
AAAUUAUAAAUGCAUCGGAAAAUUCUCAUUUACCGGGUACUUGGCUAAAAUGGUCUAGUAAAAUUUUUAAUAAAAGGCCAUGCGAGACACCAGAAAUAACAUUUUACGACAACAUGGCUAUAUUUAGAUUUGUUUGCCAGCGUGUAAACGAACAAGAUGGCAACCGCGAUAGCUUUAUCGUCCAGUAAAAGUGAACAAGAAUUAACUGUUGCAGACACACUUGUUGAAGCUAAGUUAUCUAAACCAAAGAUUUCAAACGGAGAAGUAGCACCUCGAUCAAUGGAAAAUACGUUUUUAAAGGUAAUUUUUUUUUUAAAGAGGAGAUGUCUAUUUCAGAGAGUAGUGUUGAUUUAUUUGUAUUGUGUGUAAAUUUAUUUAAAUUAGUAUUAACAUUAUUAUUUUAGUGUAGUAAGUAGUAGUAUCAGUUUAAGUAUAUAAGUGUAGGCUGUAGACUACAGUGUAGUGUUGUGAAUUCUAAUUCAUAAUGCUGAAUCUUAUUUCUAUUUAAUCAUAAAUUUCUUCACAUAGCUUGACGCAGUCCUUUAUUUAUUGUCCUUUGGUGGUCCUUUGCCUUUCUUUACCUUUAGAAUUUAGGCCAUUAUUCAAGACUAUUCACUAGGGGUGUGCCGGAAUCUGGUCCGGAAUCCGGUUCCGCCGGAUUUUGCACUAUCCGGUGAAAUCCGGUUCCGCCGGAUUUACAUGUAUCCGGAACAACCGGAUUCCGGAAUCCGGAAUAUACCGGAUUUCGGAAUUUGCCAGAUUUUGUGACUCACCGGAUCAUAAUCUGAAAUAAAAGUAAUUCUCUUUCCCGAAUUCCACACGAUCACGAUACAUUAAUCGAUUGUUUCGAGCGUUGAGCUUGUUUAAUGUUUAAUAUUCCGUACAUACCAGAGGCUAGAGUCAGCACCGCUAAUAGUGGCCAAUAGUGUAGGGACUUUGAUAAGAAAAUUUAAACUUUUUGUAAAAAUAAACCAAUGGCAUAGUUGAAAAGAUGUAAUUUUUUAAAGAAUUAUAACACCAAAAUCAUAUUUUUAGCUGUUGUAGUUUUAAAGUUAUGAAUUUUUAAAGUACGACUUGGUUUGUCAUUUUUUAACAUGGACUGCAUCUCCACAUUCUGUGAUCUCAUUCCACCAAUCCCGUCAUGCGCAAUGACUAUAUAGUUUAUAUAAGGCAACGCAUUCCCUGCCUUAUCACUAAAAUACUGUUUAGACUUAGUUUAAACUUUCAACUUUGGCACAUGAAUAAUUAAUUAAAGCUUUCCCUGACCAAUGGUUUAAUAGUUUUUGCACACGGCAAACUCUUAUGAAUGAAACUCUGAGGUAGUACUACGAUACAGUUAUGCAAGUGGCUGUGAAUGGUUGCCAAUGACAACGUGUUGCACACGGUAAAUUCUGAUCAUUUAUAAUAUGGAUUCUACCGGGUUGUUAAAGCUCAAAUUAAAACAUUCCAGUUUAAAUGUCUUUAAAUGCAUUCUGAAACACAAGUUAUCAAUUAUUUUGAUGUAAAUAGUGAUAAUAAAUUAAUAUUUCCUAAGUAUCGUCAACUUCCGCCAUUAAAAAGGGGGGCGUGGCCAACCCCAUGGCGAAAUUAGGUUGAGCGAGCUGCAUGACCUGCUGCGAACGCGUAGAAACAUGGCGUCUCUCGUAAGACACUUAUCCAAAUGGAACGGAACUCAAAUAUAUAUCGAAAGUACUAAUUUAAUAAUAAAUAGACACACACAUCGGAAAAUUAAAAACUCGGAUUUUUUGGCGCCGAUUGCAAAUUCCCAUACACAAAAAGUAGUAGUCCACCUUGACUUACCGAAGUAUCUACCAAUAGUACCAAAAUCCGGAAUCCGGGAGAAACCGGAAUCCGGAUUAUUCCGGAAUCCGGAUUACGGGAUCCGGAUCCGGCGGAUUUCGCAUAAGAAAAUCCGGAUCCGGUUGGAAAAAACGGAUCCGGCACACCCCUACUAUUCACUAUUAUAAAUUAAAUGUAUGGCAAAGUUGGCUAUGGCUGCAGCUAUUCGGACCGGAUAUCAGAAGUGAGAGGUUGGGUUUAUUAAAAAAUAUUAAAAAUGUUAUUGUGGGGUUUGUAAAAUAAAAUUUGGUAUCGAAUGAAAGAUUAUAAUAAAUUAUUGAAUGGACUACUAACUAUAUGACUAUAUGUUCGUAAACCUAAUUCUUCAGUUUAACUAAAAUAAACUACCACAAAUGACAUCCGAAUAGCAUUUAGUAUUUAGUCUAAUGGGACCUGGGUCUGAAUAGCGGUGAUGUGUUUCCGGUUCCAUUUUGACUAAAUGCUGUUUAAAAAAAGUUAAUAAUGUAAGGAUUCCUGUUAUAUCUACCCUAUUGGUAUAUUAAAUAAAUACUCUUAACUUUUGGCCAAAUAUCAUUUUGAAUCAGACCUGUGUCAAGUGCAAAUUCUUUUUUUUAAUCCCAAGAAAAACCUUACAAAUCCUGUCCAGUAGCACAACUAGGAAAAUAUAGGUAAACCCUAUGAUGAAGACAGAUAUUUUAAUAAGUAUGCAUAAGUGAGGUAAAUUUCUAAAAUUAUUUUAAUUUUUCAACCCAGAACUUGAUGGAUCCCUUGGCAGAUGAAUUAGAGAAGAGUGUUGCCAAAACCAAUGAUUUGUUGGAUAAGAUAAGCAGGUGAGCAUAGGGAUAUGUCUAAAUCAGACCUGUUCACUCUUACGAUUUUGGCUUACAAUGUACGAUUUUGAGAUGUCUUUUAUGAUUGUAAGCCAAGAACUGUCAGAACUAAGAUUUUAAGAGUCCCAGUUAAAAAUAUAUACAUUUAAGUAGUUUUAUGAUUUUAAAAAAACAUUAAUGAAAAACAAUAUUUUGUGUUGUUAUUUUUAACUUGUAUUUGCAUGGGGGGGGGCGCUAAAUAUUUAAAUCUAUAAAAUUAACACCGCCACAUUUCCGUGGUGAUAGGGUGAUGGUCAUAUUGUUGCUUUGUGUUUUCAUAAUAAACUCGUUGGACACAGCAACAGUAAUAUUAGCGUAGUGACAAUUUUAGUGUGUCCGGGGGCCAUCCUUAUAGUACGUACACACCGAGAAGGCACGAACUUGUUGAUUUUUAAGAUUUUGCCUAUGCUCUUGCUUAGGGAGUGGGGGGGGGGGGUGUCUCAGCAGAAAGUGUGCACGUUGUUUUAAAAUUCUACAAUUUUAAUCCUGAAAGUCCAAAAAUAGCUUAUUUAUAUUUUGUCAAUGCUGUAACUUUGUCACAAAAUGUUUUGUAGGAAUUAUCGUAAUGAUGUUGCCAUGUAUUUUCACAAAUACUCGCUAGAUAUACUCAGAUAGUACUAAGUAGUAGAGAUAUUACAGUAAUAUUUAGUCCACUGUAUUUCCAACGUGCUUGUGAGUUGUGAGGUAUAUUUUUUGUUGGGCUACGCCAGUGCUUCUAAAAUUUUUGUUUCCCAGCUCUAUGCCAAAUUCAGGUUUUCACCAGGCUCCCUGUGCUAAAUUCUAAUAAGUACGCUUUGAAAUAACGAAUACAUAAACAAAAUAAAGUAAAGGGUUGGGUAAAAAUAAAUAUAACGUGCAUGUAGGUCACCAUGCGUCAUCUAGUAACUGCAAACAUUAGUUACUCAAGUGGGUUACUGUUUGAACCAUGACCGCUAGAUGUCAUAUUGGAUUAAAAGCGGAAAUAAAAUUAUGGACAUUUUGUAAUAUUUCUCUAGGUCCCUGUGAGCAUGCAGCAGCAACCCAUAUAGGAAAAGAGGAGUGGGGCGGUCGUCAUAAAAAAGUAUGCAUGCAACAAGGGGAGGGGGUGUUUCUAAAAUAAUUUUUUUUACUUCGUAUGUCACAGUAGGUCGUACCAUAUAGAUGGCCCCUCACGUUUUUUUGCUUUGAUGCUGUACGAUGUAAUAAUGUGACAAGAAUUUCUUUAAGUUGAACCGCAAUCAGUGCAGAAACAGAGAAAACUAGAGAAUGCAUUCUCAACUGUUCCGUGCAGCGACAUUAGAUUUCAUCAUAUUUUAUAGGAUCUAAGAUCACCUUUGAAAAAUAUUUUUAGAACGCAGAAAACAGCUGUACGAUUUUUAAUAUCGCCUCUUCCUUGCACCCAUUUACAGUUUGUGGUAGUUAUCAGACUUUAAUUUCAUUUACUUUUGGAAGUUACUUUUUUUUAUGCCAGCUUAACUCGAUCCCACUAUUGAGUAGUUAUUGUAUAUUGUAGACAUUAUAUAUAUAUUGCAUAUUUAUUUUUAUACUAUUAAGAUACUGUAUUGUACGAUUUUGAGACGAUAUUGUAUGAUUUAGGAGUUCAAGGGUAAACAGAUCUGCUAAAACGAAUCAUGGAAUUUUAUGAUGUUACUAGCUGACAAACAUAGCUUUUCAUGGGAGUGUUUUCAUUCCUAUUAAAAUGACAAAAUCUUUUUUUUAUUUUUGAAAAUUGAUUCUAAAAAGUAUAAAGGGAAAAUAAAAUACAUCAGCAGUAUCAACAGUAUUUAUUCAUACUGAUCAAAAUAAAUUAUUUACAAAAUGUGAUGUGUUGUGAAAUAGCUCUGGGCUGCAAGGAUAACAAGCUUUCUGAGCACCGUAGGAUUAUAGAUAUUUUUGUGGAUAUUUGGAUACAGUUUACCAUCAAAUCCUUUACAGGCUCAAUAAUUUAUCUUCCUGGCAGACCGAUCAGACCUGUAGUUCUCCUUUUGGCAUUUUCUCCACUCCAUUUUUAAGUAGUUUUUAGCACAACCUGUUGCAGAUUGAUCCCCUUGGAAAAAUAACUUGUAUAUUUGUUGUUAAGCUUUGUUUGAUGCCUUAUUGCCUACUGUCCAAAUGGAGUUCUUAAGACACAUCCUUAGAUCAUCAUUAGUAGUUCCUCAAGGAAUAGCUGGGGCAAAUUGUCAAGUGCAUAGGAAGUCGUUCAGAUGUCUCACUGAAGCCUCAUCCCACGUAAUCAACGCACUUUAAAUUGAUGGCAUACCCUAGGUCAGCCUAUUGAAUGUUGCUAGUGAUGAACUCAAGAAAUUUGAGAUGUAUUUUAAAUGCUAAAUGGGCUGUUGGACAACCACCCAACAAAGUUAUUGCAAUUCUUGACUACUGCCAACACGUGUUUUUGCUAGCGAACAAAUGUCAAAAGAAGGUUCAUUAGAAAAGUAUUUUUCUGUACCACCUGACCUGGUACAUCAAAAAAGAAGACUUCACAUAAUUCAAAGGUCAUCUUGGCUUAUUUGUUGUCUGAUGAGAACUUAGGUUCAAUAAGAGCAAAAAGAACAGUCAAGUUUGCAGUCAAGGUCUGUGGUGUCCUAACUGGUUUCUCUGAGAACAUCUUUGCCCAGAGCUUCUUCUUGGUUUGGAAUAGGUUGUGGAAAUCUAAAGUUGCUUCUCCUUUUGCUGCCAUUCAUUGCAUUUGCUUUGUCCCCAAAGAUGCUCAUGUAUGUAUCUAGAACCCUUUCUGAAAGAUGCUGGAAAUUACACUGUUAUUUGCCAUUGGAUCCCUCAAAUGUCCAUACUCCUCAGCUCAGAGUUUGUACUGAAAGUACCUUACCCAGAAGAUUGCUAAUUUUCCAUCUUGGCAUUCAUGUCCACAUAUAACUGUUGUGCCGGGCGCUGGCUUCAGUGCAGAGAGAUAAAGUUGCCCAAUCGAAACAUGGAAUAAUGCACAUAACAAUCUCUGCAGGACACUUUCUUUGUGGUGCUUGGCAACCCAGAAUUCGGAUCAUCUUGUUACAGAGAGCUUGUUUACACAAUAUUUCUCGUACGUGCCCUCUGAUUUACCCCGCAUGAGACGCUGUGUUCACAAAGGGGUGUGGCUUAGGUCUUUGAUGUAUUUCUUGUUUACACCGCCAGCCACUGAAAAUAAUUAAUCUGUUCCAAAUAGUAUUUGGUAGAAUGAUUGGGAUUUUUCUCGAAAUGUCUCGAAGGCAGGGCUUGGGCGUCGGUAGACCCACCUAUAUAAGGGAUUGACAGGCACGGACGACAGACGGAGAUUUCAUAUAGAUUCUCUUAACAUUACGAGGCGUGUUUUAUUCUUUUGUGUAUUUGUGUGCUCCUACUUAUAUGUGUUUAUUUCGCAUUAUUUAUUGGCAUCAUUAUUUCUAAUUGUAUUAACUGUGUACCGGUACGACAUCUGUCAUACUGUAAGUUGAAGAUUGUAAUUUUUUGUGUAUUUGUGUGCUCCUACUUAUAUGUGUUUAUUUCGCAUUAUUUAUUGGCAUCAUUAUUUCUAAUUGUAUUAACUGUGUACCGGUACGACAUCUGUCAUACUGUAAGUUGAAGAUUGUAAUUUUAUUUUAUUUUAUUUUGUAAUUAUCUUAAGACAUAAUAAAUCGUAAUUAAUUGUGACUAGAAACUGUUUUGGGUCGUAUCCUUAAUAUUGUUGAUUAUAUGGUAUCGUCCUUUGUUAGGCACUGUUUACAACGAGCCAAUUAAAAUUAAAAUAGGAGAUUAAUUUCUCCCAAUACAAGUCAGUGCGUAACAAAUUGGGUUGCUCGUCCCGGAUAUAGCGGACUCCAUAUUAUUAUUUUUCUCAAGACCCCAAUUCUAACAAAUUGGGGGCUCUUCCGGGGAUAACCGAAUCCAUAUUUUAUUCUCAUUAGACCCCAAUUUUAACAAAUUGUGGGCUUUUCCGAGGAUAAUUUUAAUCCAUAAUUUUUAUUACACCAAUAAUAAAUUGAGUGUUUUUCUUUGGAUUUUGACCCACUGCUUACCUUAAUACACUCAAACUAAUUUGAGUUCACGAUACCAUUUUACGACACCAACAACAGAGCUGGUUGCAAUUUUUUCAUUAGUGUGUGCACUAAGCUUAAAUUUUUAUAAAAAAAUCAUUGUUAUAUUUUGCCUGUGUCAAAAUGGAUUUUGAUAUUGAAAACCCAUCAGUAGAGGCAUUAGACAAAUGUUCUAGGAAGGAGCUAUUUUCCAUUGCUAAAGCUCUAGAAAUAAAUGUAGCUCAUUCGGCCGUAAAAAAGACCAUACGAGACAUGAUCAUCGUUCACUUUGUGGAUGAAGACAUGUUAUCUGAAGAUGAACUUGCCUCAGUCACACAACCGACUGAUCCAAGUAUGGAGCUCCAACUAAAGCUCAAACAAAUGGAACUAGAUGCCCAGAGAGAAAAAGAACGUGAGCUUAAACAGCUGGAGCUAGAUAAAGAACGUGAGCUUAAACAGCUGGAGCUAGAUAAAGAACGAGAGCUUAAACAGCUGGAGCUUGAAGCUCAGAGAGAGAAAGAAGAAAAAGAACGAGAGCUUAAACAGCUGGAGCUAAAAGCUCAGAGAGAGAAAGAAGAAAAAGAUAGAGAGCUAACAAUAAAGUUAAAACAAAUGGAAAUAACGGCCAAUUUAGGAGCAAUGGAAAAUAGACUCACGGCUCCAGCCGGUCAGGGUUGCGAUGCAAUUAAAUUUGCAAAAGUAAUCCCUAAAUUUACAGAAAAAGAGGUUGACCAAUAUUUUGCGCAGUUUGAGAUAACUGCCCAAAAUUUUAAAAUUCCUGAAACUAUGUGGUCCACCUUACUUCAACCAGCCUUGACCGGAAGGGCAUCUGAAGUCUUUGUGUCCCUGAAUGCGGAACAGCGCGGGGACUAUAACCUAGUAAAAUCAUUAAUACUUAAGGCUUAUGAAUGUGUCCCCGAAGCAUACCGUAAAAAGUUUAGGGAACUGUGGAAACGUGAUGGCCAGACUCAUGUUGAGUUCCUCCGGGAAAAGGAACGGCUCCUGGACAAGUGGCUGCACGCAACCAACACCGAGACAGACUUCAAGAAAUUCAAGAACCUCAUUCUGAUGGAGGAGUUCAAGAACUGUGUUCGUACUGAGGUGCGAAUACAUAUUGCAGACCGUGGCGAAGGUGACGCACAUACGGCAGCAGUGUUAGCCGACGACUUCACCAUCUCACAUCAACUUUCCAAGAAUCCAUCUGACACCAAAAAUGACAGGCACAAUAAGACAGCUGUAUCAACUUACAGUAAACCUCCACAAAAACCAUUCAAGCCCGGUACGAAAGAAAUUGGUGCAAAAGACACAUGUGCCUACUGUAAAAAAGAAGGACAUACGAGGGAUGAUUGCUGGAAACUCAAGAAGAAAACUGAGAAGACCACACAUCCUGGUACACAACACAAAGUCUCCGCUUGUACGUCUCGUCAUACAUCUGGAAACACAUUUUCAAAAUUCAAGAGUUUUUGCUCUCCAGAUGUCCAUACAAACUUCAAAGAGGUUUGUCACGACUCAUCAAAGAGUUCCAUUAUGAACAAUAAGGCUAGUUUUACUGACUCCAGCCAAGUUCCUGCUUCGACUGCGAGUUUUAUGAGCUUGUCGCCAAGAUCCUUUUGCUCCAAGAAGAGGUCUACCUCCAGAGGGCGUUUUACUGAGGACUUGUGUGCAAGUUUUGACGACUCUACCCAGAGUUUUACUUCCUCUACCCUAGCCGAAUGUUCUCAAGACUCCAACAAGAGUUUACCUACCAAGGUCCAAAAUUCUACAUCAGAAAAUACUGAUGUCAUACAAGACUUCAUGCCUUUCAUAUCGGAAGGAUUCGUAUCACUGCCAGGUGAUUUUUCCAGUCUACAACCAAUCAAAAUCUUACGAGAUACAGGUGCUUCACAGUCCUUGCUACUUGAGGGUAUACUUCCCUUGUCUGAAUCUACUGCUACUGGGAGCAACAUCCUGUUACGAGGUGUAGAGCUGGGAUGCAUAGAUGUACCUUUACAUCUCAUCAACCUAAAAUCAGACUUAGUCUCCGGACCUGUGGUUGUGGGUGUCCGACCAACAUUACCAUUGGACGGCAUCUCGUUGCUGCUAGGCAAUGACUUAGCUGGUGGGAAGGUGAUAGCCGAGCCCAUCGUUACUCAUGAACCUUGUUUAAAUGAAAAUCAGGAAGAAGAUCAAGAAUUGUAUCCAGCAUGUGCAGUGACAAGGGCCAUGAGUUCCAAGAUCUCCACAAAAGAGAUUUCACAAAAACGCAAUAAAAUUCUUCCUGAAAUUGACCUGGGAAAAACAUUUUUUGCAAGUCUAAAUGAAGAGGAUAGUAAUUACAAGACUCCAACUCGAAUGCAACUUAUUGAAGAACAGAAGAGUGAUCCAGAAAUAGUCAAACUUCGAGAGAACGCUUUGACCCAAGAAGAAGCUGAACAAUUCCCUAUAUGUUAUUACCUUCAAGAUGACAUACUUUUGAGAAAAUGGCGACCUCCAGACGCAAAUGCUGACGAAGAAUGGAGGAUAGUUCAUCAAAUAGUAGUUCCUACCCCAUUCCGGAACGAAGUCCUGAACUUAGCCCAUGACUCACCACUUUCAGGUCAUUUGGGAGUAAAGAAGACAUAUCACAAAAUCACGUCGCACUUCUUUUGGCCCAAAAUCAAGAAAGAUGUGGUUGAAUACUGCAGAUCAUGUCAUACUUGUCAGGUUGUAGGGAAACCAAAUCAGAAGAUACCAGCAGCUCCUCUUCAACCCAUUCCAGCAUUCGAAGAACCUUUCAGUCGCGUUAUUAUAGACUGCGUUGGACCUCUGCCAAAGACAAAAUCAGGUCACCAGUACUUGCUGACAAUCAUGUGUGCGUCAACAAGAUUCCCAGAAGCUAUUCCUCUUCGCAAUAUCAAGACUCCGAACAUCGUCAAAGCCUUGACGAAGUUUUUUACAUUGUUUGGUCUUCCGAAGUCUGUACAGUCUGACCAAGGAACCAACUUCAAGGCUGGAAUAUUUAAACAAGUGAUGAAACAGUUGGGCAUAGAACACUGCUUGUCGAGUGCAUAUCAUCCUGAGUCACAGGGAGCACUUGAGCGAUUCCAUCAGACGUUGAAGAACAUGAUGAGAACCUAUUGCCUAGAACAAGAGAAAGACUGGGAUGAAGGCAUCAACAUGCUACUGUUCGCCGCAAGAGAAGCAGUUCAAGAAUCACUUGGAUUCAGCCCCUUCGAACUGGUGUUUGGCCACACGGUUCGCGGUCCCCUUAAACUUUUAAAAGACACGUGGAUGUCAUCGACACCCACGGAAGGACUUCUUGACUAUGUCCAAAAAUUUAAAACUAAACUUUUUAAUGCCGUUAAUUUGGCUAAAACACAUUUAAAAGAUUCACAAUCUAAAAUGAAAGUUUGGUAUGACAAAAAGUCAAAAUUCAGACAGUUUGCUUCAGGGGACAAAGUGCUUGUGCUUUUGCCGAUACCAGGGCAAGCACUACAAGCUAGAUAUUUUGGUCCUUAUGUUGUUGAGUCCAAAAUCAAUGAUUUAAAUUACAUUGUGUUAACACCAGAUCGUAAAAGAAAGAAACAGUUAUGUCACAUUAACAUGUUAAAAGAAUAUUUUGAUAGAAAAUGUGAUGAUCAUUGUCCAUCCUCAGAAACAAAUGUUAACACAAUCUCAACUGUAACUUCAGUACUUAAAGAAAAUGUUACUGAAACCUUUGAUAGUGUCCCAGAAAAAGUUGGUAAUUAUAAACUUAAAAAUUCAGAAAUAUUGGCCAACUUAGAUAAGAAACUAGGACAUUUGUCAUUGUCAGAGAAGGAUGUUGUUAAGUCUGUUAUUGCAGAUUUUGUUUUACUCUUCCCUGAUGUACCUAAUAAAACCAACAUUGCUGUACAUGAUGUUGACAUUGGCAAUGCAGUUCCGGUCAAGCAACACCCCUAUAGGGUCAAUCCGGAAAAACUUGAAAUAAUCCGGUCUGAAAUAAAAUACAUGCUUGAAAAUGAUAUAAUUGAACCAAGCUCUAGUAACUGGAGUUCACCAUGUAUUUUAGUCCCAAAGCCUGACAAAAGUUACAGGUUUUGUACUGACUUCAGGAAAGUGAAUGCAUUCACAAAGACUGAUUCCUUUCCGAUUCCAAGGAUAGACGAUCUUAUAGAUCGAAUAGGUGAUGCCAAAUAUGUAACCAAGAUAGACUUACUAUCAGGUUAUUGGCAGGUUCCUCUAUCUGACAGAGCAAAAGAAAUCUCUGCUUUUUGUACUCCAGAUGGUUUAUAUCAAUAUAAAGUAAUGCCGUUUGGAAUGAAAAAUGCCCCAGCUACAUUCCAACGUCUUGUAAAUAACAUUAUUGCUGACCAGGAAAAUUGCAGCGCCUAUAUUGAUGAUGUAAUUAUUUACAGUCAAGAUUUUUCAACUCAUGUAAACCAAUUAAGAUCUCUGUUUAAAAAAUUUUUGCAGGCAAAUGUAACUGUAAAUUUAAAUAAAUGUGAAUUUUGUCAUGCAACUGUGGAAUAUUUAGGUCACAUAGUGGGUCAAGGUCAUGUAAAGCCUGUUCAAGCUAAGAUAAAUGCUAUUGUAUCACUUCCACCACCCACUACUAGAAAACAGUUAAUGAGAUUUUUGGGAAUGGCAGGUUAUUAUAGAAAAUUUUGCAAAAAUUUCUCAGUUAUUGCUUCUCCUUUAAGUAAUAUGUUAAAGAAAAAUGCAAAAUUUCAUUGGUCAGAUGCUUGUCAGGAAGCAUUCGAAAACAUUAAAAAUAUACUUGCUAAUGCUCCUGUUCUCAUUGCACCAGACUUUAACAAACAGUUUAAAUUAGCUGUAGAUGCCAGUGACGUUGGCAUUGGUGCAGUUCUUUUUCAAGAAGAUGACCACAAUGUAGAUCAUCCUGUCUCUUAUUUCUCAAAGAAAUUUAACUCACAUCAGAAAAACUAUUCCACUGUAGAAAAAGAAUGUUUAGGUUUAAUUCUUGCUCUCCAACAAUUUGAUUUUUAUGUCAGUUUUUCUUUACAUUCAGUACUUGUUUUUACUGAUCACAAUCCUUUAACAUUUUUGAAUAAGAUGGUCUCCAAAAAUCAAAGAUUGUUAAGAUGGAGCCUAUUUUUACAAGAAUAUAAUUUGGACAUCAAACAUAUUAAAGGCAAAGACAAUGUCAUUGCAGAUACUUUGUCCAGAAAUUAAUUUUCACUUAUGUUAUUGUUUAUAAGCUGUUAAGAAGUUUUUGUCUAAUAUUUUGAGAGUAAGAAAUGUACUUUCUUCAAUUUUAAUGGAAAAAGAAUUCCAUUUUUUUUGAAAAAUGAAAUUUUUUUCUUUUAAGAGGGGAGGUGUUACAGAGAGCUUGUUUACACAAUAUUUCUCGUACGUGCCCUCUGAUUUACCCCGCAUGAGACGCUGUGUUCACAAAGGGGUGUGGCUAUCCAGAAACUACAUAAAGAACAAAUGUGGCGGUCGGACUGAAAAUAAUUAAUCUGUUCCAAAUAGUAUUUGGUAGAAUGAUUGGGAUUUUUCUCGAAAUGUCUCGAAGGCAGGGCUUGGGCGUCGGUAGACCCACCUAUAUAAGGGAUUGACAGGCACGGACGACGAACGGAGAUUUUUGAGAUAGAUUCUCUUAACAAUUACGAGGCGUGUUUUAUUCUUUGUGUAUUUGUGUGCUCCUACUUAUAUGUGUUUAUUUCGCAUUAUUUAUUGGCAUCAUUAUUUCUAAUUGUAUUAACUGUGUACCGGUACGACAUCUGCCAUACUGUAAGUUGAAGAUUGUAAUUUUAUUUUAUUUUAUUUUGUAAUUAUCUUAAGACUUAAUAAAUCUUAAUUAAUUGUAACUAGAAACUGUUUUGGGUCGUAUUUUUAAUAUUGUUGAUUAUAUGGUAUCGUCCUUUGUUAGGCACUGUUUACAACGAGCCAAUUAAAAUUAAAAUAGGAGAUUAAUUUCUCCCAAUACAAGUCAGUGCGUAACAAUCUGCAUCAAAGAAAAAUUGUAUCCAUCAUCUAUAGGAAACAAAAGUUAUAUUGCAUUUCAGACUUGUAUACCCUUACGCUUUCAACAUAGUAACUACAUUUUUAAGACUACAUACUAUGACACUUAUAGACCAAACUACUCUUUGGAGCUUGAAACUAAAUUUUGAGAGCUGAAAACUACUCUGAUACUAACCCAUGGGUAAACAGGAAUGUGCAGUGGAUCAUUUGUACUAAAUUUUCUUUCUACCAUUAAACUUCCAGUACAAACCCUUGAUAGCCCCCCUGACAAUUUACAUGGCUCUUGUCCUCAUCUAUCAACCUAUGCCAGCCUUGGCUUCUAGGGCAGAAAUGCCAGCUGUUUUGAAAAUCAGUAGUACUGGUAUACACUGUUUCGGUUUCACUUUACUGAGUUCAGGCCCAUUUAGACAAAAUAAUGAAAGACAUUAAGACAUGUUUAUUUAGUAUAAAAGUUAGUAAAAUUUAGAACCAUCAUCUUAUUACAUCAAGAAUUUUACUUAUUUUACGUUUUCAAGCUCCAAAUUUCAAUACAGGCAACUGCUUGAUUUAGGAACGAGUUACAUAACCUAGAGGACUUUCGUUUUUUUGGUCUUUAUCAUUACAGUCAAACCACCUAAAUAUUCACUAUUUGCAUAUCUGUAGUAUCUAUAUUUUAGCUAUCACUUUUGCAUAUGAAAGACAUGCUAUAAAAUAUUGAAUAUGUACAUUUUAUGUAAAUCAUAUGCUACCAACAUAAAAUAAAUUGAAAAAAGUUUUUAAAAAAAUAAUAAUAAUAAAUUGUAAUGUUUGUUAUGUGAAUGUUUGUAAAUCAAACGUUCUUAAAAUGAGAAGAGGCUGUAUAUCUAUAUACUAAUUAUUUGUAAUACUUAUUAUAGCUGUGUAAUUUGAAAUUGACAUUCUUUCCCAAAAGUCUAAGAAAUAAACACAUCAUGAAUUAAAAAAUUAGCCUAUUCAUUUCCUCAAAAAUAAGUUUCAUAUGUUGAAAAAAAACAUUAGGCCACCUGAUAUCGUGUGUCUUUUUUUGUAGCAUACAUUGUUUUAAAUGUAUUUAAAUUCUGCUAGAUUUAUAGAAACAAAUUUCAUAAUUGUAAAUGAGUUGUCAAAUUCUAGAUGAACUUCUAAAAACAAAUAAAUUUUGAUUGUAAGAAAACUCCAGGCAGUAACAAACAGAUUGAAAAAAUCAGUUUUAUUUCACACAUAUAUUUAGGCCUUGGUUUACAUAAGCCAAUACUAAUAUUCCAUAUUGAUCUUUUUGUUUAAAAACUUGCCAUGCAUUAGUUGUUUAAAAAAAAAGGUACAGACAUAGUAACAGGUGUGCUUGAGUUAUAUUUUGGAAGGCAUUUCAAUGGUGGUUCAAUAAAAAGAAACAAAUGAUCUUGUGCAGAACAGGAUUUAUAUUUCUACUUUUUGUAAAAUCCAGAAGUAUGCUUUAAUUUUUUAAUCAACUGUGUUUGCAAUAUGUCUGAAAAUGUACUUUUUCGAUCUAUGUACAGUGAUUUAGAGGCUGAGAGAAAGCAGAGAUUUAGAAAAAUUUUACAUCCACACAUUCCUGAAGAGCUGCAAGGAGGGUGAGUUAAGAGAAUUAUAUAAAUUAAUUUGGUGGAAAUAUUUUUCUUAAAUUCUAAUUAGAAUGACAGGGGUAAUGUUAUAUUUGAUAUUAAAUGGUAUUGCUUAUUUUGCCAAUAUAUUUUUUAAAAUUCUAUGGAUAAGUAAAGUACUUAAGAAUUUGUCGAAAUAUUUUGUGAAAUGUGAACAUUUGAAUAGUGUAAUGUUCCCAUCACUUAAUAAAAUUCUAUUUUAUAUGAGGUAAUUUAAAAACAAAGUAAAAUGUAUGUGUUUGCCCUGAGGCACAAUGGCAGAAGAGGAUUGUAUCAUUUUUGAGCAGUUAACUUUUGAUGAACCAAUAGCACACAUUUAAAAAAAAUUAAUUUGGUUUAGCAAGACUUUUGGCAUUGAAAAAGCAUUUGAUACGAUGACAUCUUUUAGUUAUGUUAUUCAUGUCUUCAAUUAAACCAUGGUUCAUCGUAAACCAUGGUUCAUCGUCAUCACAGAUUUAGCUUGUUCACCUAAUUAAUAUUUAAUCUGGCAGUUAGGUUUCAAACAGGCGAACUAAGAAGAACACAGACUACAAGAGCAGAGAGAACUGAAACAGCCUACUGUUAUUUUGUUCUCUUUCCAUUUUAAUCUGAAUAGUUUUCUGCCUGAAAAACAAUGAUUCAUUAUUUCUUCUCUUUGUGAGUGCUGUUUGUGUUUCAUGUUUUAACUAAAACUUGUUUUGCUCAGGGGUAAGAAAGAAGAGGAAGUCAUGCAGUUGGUGGAUCAGCUCAUCUUUUAUGAGGAGGUUGGGGAUGGCAAGGACGAAGUUCAAAUCAAGUGAGUCAAGUUGACAUAUUCACCAUUGCAUCUGCAGCUCACCUGUUAAUAAAUCAAUAUUUUUUUUUUAUACCUCUGCUGGGUUACUUAAAGUUGCUUGAGCUGGGAUAGGAUGUCAAUUAUCUUACCAAAUGUUCAGAAAUCAAUAUACAUUUUAAAAAAAUAAUAACAUGCCCAUGUUCAUAAAUCUUCUUCUUUUUUUUCACAUCUAAUAUAUAUAUCUAUAUGAAGUGUCAAUAGCUACACCAUUGUAUCUUGAAGACAGAAGGAUGCCAUAAUUAAUACAAUUUUAUAAUUUUUUAUUAUUUUGUUCCUAAAAAGUUUAAUAGUGAAGUGUUUAAAAUAUCUUGACAAUACCUGUGGCCCAAAUAUUUUAAAAAAAAAUAUUUUUAGUUGACAUAACUACAUUUUGAAUUGUGCAUAUUAAUGCAGUUUUACCUUGUUAUUCCGGUUGAAUCAUGAAAACUCAUUAUCAAGUAUGUAGUGGAGCUACCAACACUGUAUUCCAGAUAAUAUUCUGUGGUUACAUAGGCACAAAAUAUAAGCAGCUGUAGGCAACAUGACUUAUUCAUGAAAAAAUGCAUUUAUUGAUGUUACAUAUUAAGUUCUCAUAACUAAUCAUGCAUAAGGUAAUAUUACCUUUUCAGUAUUUUUAUUCUUUGAGCUCUGAAGAUUUUAUUCGUAUCAUCUAAUGAACCCUCGGCUUUAAAAAAAUAAUUUUUAUAAUUUUCUUCUGGUACAUGAAAUCUUUAUUGUUCCUAGCUGAGUUCCUAGUCUACAGUACUCUCUACAGAAUAAGAAUAAGUUACCAGUUCCUUAAAAUAUUAAUAAAACAAAGGUACCAGAAGUAGGUGGCACUACUAUUUGUCCCAUGAAGAUAUUAAAAGGAUAUUAGAAUUAAACACAAAGCUGUCCUUAUUGUUUUGCGUACUCUUACACCGGCUUAUUAUUUUAUGGUCUCAGCUUAUGAGCGGGCUAUAUAUAGACUUUUUAGGCUUUUCCUGACCAAAACAAGGUGAGUGAGCUCUUGAAAGAAUAUACUUUAGAACAAGUAUCGACGUUGGUCCUUUUUUUUGUUGUAUCUUUAAAUCCACUUUCGUUGUCAUCUCGUUUUUCUUUAACUUUUUCUUUCUUUCAUACAGCUUACAUAGCCUGGGUAAGACUACAUUAAAAUGCUAAGUUGAUUAAGAUUAAAUUUCGCCCUUUGGCUUUCAAGUCCCAAGGAAUUUGGAUUUUAUGAAAUUAAAUCUCUUUUAACAGAAAUUCACUUUGAGAAUUCUGUAGACUGCUCAACUCAGUUAUGCUGAACUGGUUUUUACUACAUUUGCUUCAGUGGCUUAAUCUUGUGUGUGACUAUGUGUGUAUAGCUACUUAAUUCUCAUGCUCCAAAUAAUUUUUUUAUAUUUUCUUGAAAUGUAAACUAGACUGGGUAGUGUCUACUUGAUGAAAUGAUGUUGAUGUACUCACCAUGCCCGUCUUCUCUGUCAGUGAGUCUGCACAGCUUCAAGAGCUUGAUGAGACUGGCAAGUUGACUGUGACUGCUCACAGUCUGGCUGCUCACUUCACAACCCUAGAACCUGCAGCUUUAGAGAGGGCGGCUUCAAAGUUGGACUCUGAUUGUAGGCUGUGGUUGUCUCGGCUCUUUAGGUCAGUUGUGGUUUGAUAACGGUGUAGACAAGUUGUGGUACAAAUGUUGGCUGACUUAUUAUGUCUAAUGAAUAGGAAGUUGUUUACAUUGGUUUGUUUCAUAUCUUUUUUAAUCCCUUUUCAAGAUAUCCUAUGAACAUUAUUUUUUUUAAGCUUAAUAAGUCACCACCAAAACAGUGGUGUGUGCUUUGGCCUAAUAUCUUUUACCUUCUUGACAAAUAAUGCAUGGGAAAUGGGCGUUAUGAUGGCUUGGUAGGUUUUAGUGUUAGCUUAUUUUCUUGUUUCAUAGGUUCAAGAACUCUGUACCUGUUUACCAUGACAAACGUUAUGAAGGUCUGGCCCGCAUUGGUCAGCUGGCGUUGUACACUAAAUACCCUAAAUUUGCAACAGAAGGCUUUGAGGCUCUUUAUUCACGACCCCCUGUCAUCUACAUUAGUGGUGCAGCCCCACCAGGCCUGGGGCAGUAUUUAUGCCAGCAGGUAACAAUUAAAAAAAAAAAAAAUACUAUACCAUUGUCCCCCACUUGUUUAUUUUUUGUAUUGACAUGUGUAUUAAAAGGUUGAAAAGCUUUUAAAGUUUUUAAAUUUUGAUAAUCAUGCAUAUCAUUAUAGUUUAAUUUUCCUAAAUACUGUUUACUUUCUCCGCAGGUUUUAAUUAGUUUAAUAUUGACUCCAGUAAACUUUCUAACAUCUUCGUACCUUUGUUUCAGCUUGGUCUCCCUUUGUCUUGUACUUGUACUGUGCCUUGUAACACCAUGUUUGGUGCCAGCAGUAAAAUGGUAUUUUCUAUUUAUAUAAAAUGUUCAAUAUUAAUUGUUCCAUUUCCUUAGGAGUAAACUUUUAAGUGGUGGUGUUUAUUCACACCAUUUUGACCCUGUAUCAUCAAUAUUGUCAAUGGAUAGUUUUAUUUCUGUAACCUGUAACAUCAUUAUUUUAAACAUAGAUAAACAGGUCUUACUGCACUUAACUCAUUCAGCUGAUAUGUCACCUCCUCAUUAACUAAAUGCCACUAAACACUGAUUUAUUUUUAAUUUUGUUAUAAACAUUUUUACUAACAAUUGAUUAAACCCAAAUGCUUCCUUAAAAAAAAAAAUUAUAGGAUGUAGCCAUGCUGGAAAAGCUUAUACAAGAUGAUAUUGCUGCAGCUAAAACACCUGUACUUCUUGUUGCUUAUGCAGGUAGGCAUAUGUAUUAUUAAAUAAGUUAAAAAAAUUUGGAACCAGCUCCCCAUCAACAUGAUUUAUUCUAUUAUAAAUAGCAAAUAAACAUUUCAAACCCUUGUAAUUUCUAGAUUGAGUUAUAUUAUUAUUUUCUUCCUGUUCUCCUAAAACAAAAAUCACCUUUUCACUUAAUUUAUUCAUAAUUUCACUGUCAGAAGAUGAACUUGAUCCUUAAUUGUAGCAUUUUGUUUUUGAAAGAGUUUUGAUCAGUAGUAAAAAAAAAAAAGUAAAUGUAACAUCCUUUAAGAAUGCCAGGGUGUGGCUAAAUAUGUACACAUGGUAGGAAAAAAAGUACUGUGUUGGCCAACAACAGCUAAGAAACGAUAAGCACUACCAGGAUUCAUAAAUACAGUUUAAACUAAGAGUUUCUACAUCUUGCACUUGUCCACAGGUACACCUAUUGUAGGACAUGUAGAUAACUUACAAAGACUGCAGGAAAUCUCUAAAGUCAACAACAUUUGGCUCCACGUUGAAGGGUAUGUUCCAUGAUGACUACCCUAUGAUAUGAAAAUAUGGGCAAACAUCCAGAACUUUAUGUUGGAUUAUUUUUCACUAAAUGAUAUAGGCGUUUACAAUCAAGUUUAAAAAAAAAAAAAAAAAUAUAUAUAUACAUAUAAAUAGUUUAAGUAUUUUUUAUUAAAAUUCCAUGAUGACUACCCUAUGUAAUGAAAAUAUGGGCAAACAUCCAGAACUUUAUGUUGGAUUAUUUUUCAAUAAAUGAUAUAGGCGUUUAAAAUCAAAUUUAAAAAAAAAAAAAAAAAUAUAUAUAUACAUAUAAAUAGUUUAAGUAUUGUUUAUUAAAAGCCAUCAUGAAUCUUAUAAAACAUUUACUUGAAAAAACUAUUAUAUUGUUGGUUGAAUAAGACAAUUUAUUCAAUGUCAAAUUACUCAUAUUGUCCUCGAGGUGAUUUUUAAUCAAAUAACCACAUUGUGGAGGUGAUUUUAAUGUUUCUUUACAGCAAUAACCUGGCAACUCUUGCCAUGUUUUCUGUACCAACAUCAGUGGAGUCUGCUACAUCUGGUGAUAGUAUAACUCUUGAUUUAUCCAAGUGGCUGGGAGUCCCAGCUUUACCUUACAUUGUAUCCUUAAGCUGGAAAGUUAAUCAAGUCUCAGAGCCCAUUUAUUUUAGUUCUAUUUAGUGUAGUUAUUCACACUUAGGAAAUUUACCCAGUUAAGAUCUGAUUAUCCUAAUCUCUGAUGAAAUUAUUGAAUAAUGCAUGCAUACAUUUUAUCCUAACUUUGUGAUGUAAAGCAAUAACAAUUUCAUGAGAUACCGGUACAGUUGAAAAUAAUUGUAAAAAAAAAAAAAUACUUUAAAUAUUAUUCUAUUUCAAUGGCACCAUUUUGAACCAUAAUUUUUUUUUUUUUUAAAAACCAAUGGAUAUACUUGUGAUGCCUAAAUCUGGUACCGUAGUAAACAAACAUUCAGUCCAUAACUUUAUAUCAGACACUCUUUAAAGACUCUGACCAGAACAUGACUGAUGCAGCAGGCCUGACCACUGUGGAUGCCAAACUCCAGCUCAAAUGCCUUCCCCUUUGGAUGUGUUUGCAGAGUCUUGGUCAUGAAGGGAUGGUCAACAGAAUCAAAAGCUCAUGUGAAUUGGUAAGACAAAAUCUAGUAAUAGAUCUUAUGCCAUUGUGUAUGUUUUUAAAAUGAAUCAUUAAUUGUAUAAAAUUGUUUACUGCAGUUUUUUUUUUCAUAGUUUUUAAAUUUUGUCCCAUUUCUUAAAUUCUCUUUGUACUCUUCAUUUUAGAGUUUUUAAUCUAUUUUUUGUUUAUACAGGCUAAAACUCUCUUUGACAAUUUGGACAAGUUAUCUACAAUUAAACAAAUAGUAAGUCAUUGUAAUUAUGUUGUUCUGGGCUAACCUAAUUGGAUAAGAGCAUGUACAUUUUUAUAAGUUUGCAGUUGAGCAUUAAAAAAAACCCUCAUUAACUUACAUAUAUGUUUCCUUUUUUUUAUGAAGAAAAAUUUAUUUCAAAACAACCAUACUAGAGUUUAACUUUGGACCAUUAGAUUGGGUGAAAAAUGAAACAUUUAAAAUAAGUUUAAAACCUUUUAAACAAAUUUUUUUUUUUUUUUUUUUUUUUUUUCACGCCAAAUAUCCAAUUUCCAACACAUUGCCAAUUUUUUAAUGGCAGGACUAUCAGAAGCAUUCUUUCAAAAUGAACCACUAUGGCUUAGAUUGCAGAGGUAUCUUUACCCAACUCCAAAUUUUAUAUUUGUUUCUUUCAGAGUCGAGAGAAGAAGAAACGUGAAAAGGAAAUAAAAAAUGUUAAGGAUCUUAUAACAAAAGCAAUAAGUGCUCUUGUAAGUAUUACUUACUGGGAUCCAUGGGAAUUAUAACCUGAUUAACAUACAGCUAAAGUAUCAUUGAAGUGGACUGAAAAAGAGAGAGACUACAGUUCAAUAAAUAAAUAGUGUUUAAUGGAAUGCUGCAACAUGAUUUGCACAAAAAUUCAUUUGAUUGUUUUCUCUAUAUACUUUGUUUUUGUUCUCCCAGCUGGUAUUUGAGAUUGUGACGCCAACAGUUGUAUUUAAGUAUGCAGAAGACAACUCUGGCCCAGGUGCGGUUGUGGCCCCUUACUCUGGUGUUAAACUGGAAGAUCCCAAUGAGGAUAAAGAUGCAGUUUACUUUGAUGCUCUCAAUACUUGGGUAAGUUGUGUUGUGUGGAUGUGUCUGUGGCUUUUAAGGUGACAAAUCGCUUAAAACAAGGCUGACUUCUUGCCCCAACACUUUAUAGCAUGAUAUUCUCAGCAAUGCUGGCUAAUGCUUUUCUUGACAAUAAUGGUCAUGACUUCUAUGGCCUCGACAUCAAUACAAAAAAAAUAUUUAAAAACCCUGCAACAGCCAGCUCAAGGAAAAGCUUACAAAGAACCAAACAUAUCAUUUAGGACUUACAAACCACCUUCAUACUCACAAUUGAAUACAACUUUGGUCAUCUUCGCAUGCCACCUUCAUACUCACAAUUGAAUACAACCUUGGUCAUCUUCGCAUGCCACCUUCAUACUCACAGUUGAAUACAACCUUGGCCACCUUCGCAUGCCACCUUCAUACUCACAGUUGAAUACAACCUUGGUCACUUACGCAUGAGAAGGACAAACAGCUGCAAGUUGUACUGAUAAUUUGUGGUCAACCUUUUUUCAUGGCUAUUUUGUUCCUAGUUUAGUAGUUAGUGUUUGAUGUUUUGUAACUGUAUAUUAAAUUUUGAUGUAUUGAACCUCCCGAAGUUGAUAACGCAUACAUUUUUUAUAUCCAGUAACAAAGCAUUCAAAUCAAAUUGCUCAGAAACAUUUGUGCUAAUUAAAUUUUUUUAAUGAUUGCCUUUCAGUUGGCUGAAGCUCUUCAGGUGGCCAACCCAAAUGUCCCCAUCGACCUGGUGGAGGUGGACAAAGAAGGUGUCUGUAUAAGAUAUUCUCCCCUUGAGACCGCUCAAGGUAAAACUCAAGUACAAAACCCAAUCAAUUGGGUUAAAAUGUGUUUUAACUUUUAACAGCUUUUGUGUGUGAUUCUAUUUAAACCGUGUCAAGGAAAAUUUGUUUAAAUUGGUCUGCAACAGUCUUUGUCCAUUUAUGAACCUUUGCUUUGUUUCCAGUGAAAGGUACAACAAAGGAGGAGAUAGAGCAGUUUGUUGAAUCUCUCAAAUCUAAUCUUGUAAGUUUGUUAUUUGAUUAUAAAUGAAGAGAUGAAGAUGCUGAGAAAUUAUAUAUGAACACUAUAAAUGACUUUGAAAAGAUAUAUGAAGACUCAAAAAUGACUAACAACUGAAAUAUUAUUUCCAUUUGAUAAAGGGACACAAUUAUAUACUCAUUGUUUCUAGAAUAAUUAUCAAAUUUUUUUUGAGCAGGUGUGAAAAUUUUAAAGCAGAUAAAAUAUAAAAUGAGUAGUCAAGAAAAUUAUGUAUUUAAAUUAUGCUGAGAAUUAAUUUGGUUGCAGACACCUCAGAAAAAUAAAACAAUUUUCUGUUUUCCUGAAAUUAUGUAGAGCUAACAUUUAUUUAUUUACCAAUUCUUAAUUUAAUGUAAUAUAUACAUAUAUGUUUUUUAAAGAGUGUUUUGAAUGCUACAACUGUGCAGAGAAGAAAGUUCAAAAACAUAGUCUCUAACCAUAAGAACCUACGCCUUGUGGAUCUGGAUUCUUGGGCAGGACUAGGAGCUGUCAGGUAAGUGGAGCCAUAUCCAAGUAUAACCAGUAGCAAGUUAAUGCAGUGAUUGACAUAUAUUAUUCCCUUGUUUUGCACCAAAUGAGGAGUCAGAAAUGUAUACCUUUAUGGCAAUGCUGAUUAUUUAAAUUUUAAAAAAUUAAUAUUUAUGUGGCCAAGCUGCUGUGGUGAGUUAUAAAAAUUCACCCUUUCAACGAUAACCUUAUUCAGUACCUUUAAAACCAUCAACAGCUGUCAUGAGUUUUAAAAAUUCAUCCUUUCAACAAUAACCUUUUACCUUACUCUGUAUUUAAUAUCAACAGCUACAUUCCCGAGGCCUUUGUUAACAAAUUGGGGGACCUGACGGAUAAAGAAAAGAUAGAAAUCAACAAUUUGAACUCUGAGCUGGUUCAUAAGCUCAAGGCGCAGGACACAGCUUUUUCAACAGGUCAGUGGAACAUCUUAAUUAUAGCUGUCCAAAUGCAUUGUCAACAACCUCAGAUUUUCUUUAACCUUUGAGAAAAAUUUAAUUUAAUUGUAUUUGUUUGAUUGACUUUUAUUAUAAUGUAUCGGUUUGAUUUUAUUUACCUUACACAAGUGAAAAAAUGGCAAUUAAUAAUUUUUUCCCUUAUAUUUUUAUAUAAUUGUCAUGGUUUAAUAAGGAUAUGUUUUGUUUUUCAGGUCAUAAUGCUGAGGGCAUUGUAUGUGUGAGGUUUGGCCUAAUUACAUCAGACACAGAUGUGGAUGAACUGGUCUCUCUGGUCUACAGUACAGGGAAAGAAGUGGAGGAGAGCUCUAAGGUGACUAUAUAUGAGGGACUUCUUCCACUCUGGUUCUUGAGGCUGCCCUUGCUUGGGCACUCGAUCAUCUCAGCAAAAUAACUCAUGAUGAGGCUUUCAAAUCUCAUUCAAAAACAAAAAUGAGGGUCAAACUAAACUCAUUCUUACCUUCUACCCUCACGUGAUUACCAAAACAAAAAUUUUGUAUAGAAUCGUCAUAUGCUCUUUGCUGAUCCUUACACUAUCAGGAUAUUCUCAUCUCCCCUCCACUUAUUGUCCUUAGAAGGGAUGAAAAUCUAUGUGACCUUCUGGUUCUCAGUCGCCCCUCAAGCUGACUCUCCUCACUUUAGAACCAAGCCGUUUUAGGACUUGCCCCUUAUGUACUGGAAACUUAACACCUUGGAUUCGCUAAGAGAACCUAUACCAUUCAGGAGGACUUCACAUUUAUUCGUUAAAAUAUGUUUUAUGUAAUUGUUUGCUGCAGUUGCCCCUCCUGUUAUGUAGGUAAGCUGGGAAGAAGGCAAUCUGAUGAGCUCAAUGAAUAUUGACAAUCUUGGUAGUAUUGAACCAAAUAGCCCAUCCCCGGGCUCAUCUCAUUUCAUCGGAGGUAAACACAGGUGCAUAUCAGAUGUAUCUAUCAAGGCCCUUAUUUCUUGCACUAAUAAAUCAGCCAGAGGGACAGGAUGAAAAUGAAUUAAAUUGUCGACACCAUAUGACCAUUUGGAAUCAAUCCAAUACUUUCUCCAUUAGGAAUCAAUCCAAUACAUUCUCCAUAAGGAAUCAAUCCAAUACUUUCUUAUGAGUGGUUUUCAUUUUCCCUCCAUUUCUAUUCUCAUUUUUUUGUUGGUUACGAUUUUAAACUUAACAUUAAUAAUACUUAAAUUGUUUUACCUUGAUAGUACUCACCACAGGAUUAUGUGGAAUUCUUUUACAUUGAUAGUACUCCACACAGGAUUAUGUGGAAUUCUUUUCCCUUGAUAGUACUCACCACAGGAUUAUGUGGAAUUCUUUUACCUUGAUAGUACUCCCCACAGGAUGAUGUGGAAUUCUUUUACCUUGAUAGUACUCACCACAGGAUUAUGUGGAAUUCUUUUACCUUGAUAGUACUCACCACAGGGUUAUGUGGAAUUCUUUUACAUUGAUAGUACUCACCACAUGAUUAUGUGGAAUUCUUUUACAUUGAUAGUACUCCCCACAGGAUUAAGUGGAAUUCUUUCACAUUGAUAGUACUCACCACAGGAUAAUGUGGAAUUCUUUUACCUUGAUAGUACUCACCACAUGAUUAUGUGGAAUACUUUUACAUUGAUAGUACUCACCACAGGAUUAUGUGGAAUUCUUUUACCUUGAUAGUACUCCCCACAGGAUGAUGUGGAAUUCUUUUACCUUGAUAGUACUCACCAAAGGAUUAUGUGGAAUUCUUUUACUAUGAUAGUACUCCCCACAUGAUUAUGUGGAAUUCUUUUACCUUGAUAGUUCUCCUCACAGGAUUAUGUGGAAUUCUUUUACCUUGAUAGUACUCCCCACAGGAUGAUGUGGAAUUCUUUUACCUUGAUAGUACUCACCACAGGGUUAUGUGGAAUUCUUUUACCUUGAUAGUACUCACCACAGGAUUAUGUGGAAUUCUUUUACCUUGAUAGUACUCACCUCAGGAUGAUGUGGAAUUCUUUUCCCUUGAUAGUACUCACCACAGGAUUAUGUGGAAUUCUUUUACAUUGAUAGUACUCACCACAGGAUUAUGUUGCACUCAUGUUUUGGUUUUGAACAACUUUACAUCCAAUUCUCCUCCAGUCCAAACAGAGACUUUAAGAACUACAUUUUGAUCAACAUAAGUUUUACAUUUUUAUCAUUUUUUAAUGUUUUGUCUGCUGAAGGAGGCAUUUUACCCAAACAUCCUAGUAAUUGUCCUGUCUUUUCUCCAAACCUAAAAAUAUCUUAUUCCACUAUUUAUUCUGAGGUGAAUAGAGAAGGAAUGAUAUGACAGAUAGAAUGCUGUGAUACUAGGAGUUAGUUUCAAAACUAAAUAAGAAAAGCUUACCACAAAAAUAAAGUGCUUGAAAAAGGAAUUCAUUUAAUAAAUGAUUAAAAUAAUUUUGUUACUUCAUUACAAAAGUUUGGUGUGUUUUCAGUUCCUUGAGUCAAAUAUGUAAGAGAUGAUUACAGAAGUUUAAAUCAAUGCUGUAUGCCAUGCAUGCGACCCGCGAAAUAGCGGAAUAUUCUUUACUAGUUUUAGCUUGCCAAACAUUGGCGACAAAAAUCCGUGAACAUCCCAUCUACAAAAGUUACUUGACAAAACAUGAGCUCAAGUAAUGCACAUUUAAGAAUCCCAAUUUUCGCUACACCCCUUCCCCCAUGACAUGUCAUUGCACGCUUUUUAUUUCACGCCCAUGAACUUUAUUAAUAUUCUAAUGUCCCAAAAACUUUUAAACUGAAUAUUUAUUACACCAUUAUUAAAUUGAGAUGAUUUCAUUUUCCGAAAAGAAAAUAUUACGCACUAAACUCAGUUGCGUUAUUUGGCUAAAAAAUAUCUUUUAGCGUAUUUAUUGGGAAUUAUAUUUUGCGCGCUAUCCAGAAAUGGAAGCAGUCACACCACAAGCAAAAUAUAUGAAAUAGAUUAUUAUUAUUUUCUUAAUAGCUUUCCCUCCUGUCCUAUUUUCUUUCGGCCAGCACAAAUUUUCCAUAUAUUAUUACAACCCCCCUCACAUUUUGAGUUGUACAGGCCUGCUGUAAACAAUUCAGUUCCAUGAUUCUAAUAUCUUAGAAAUGAUCACAGAAGUUUUAAUUAAUGUUGUCUACAGAUCAGUGCCUUGGUUCUUAUACCUUCGAGAUGAUCUCGGAAGUUUAAAUUAAUGUUUUCUAUAUUUCAGUUCCUCGAGUCCAUGUCAGAGAUGAUUAGGAAAGGAAUAGCAGAAGCUAACAAAGAAUUGGAGAAAGAAAACACAGAAAAACUAAUGCAUGAGGUUAGGUUGCAUACCAGCCUUAGUAUAAUAGCGGUCUCAUUUGCAGCAUUAUGUGAAAUAUGUAUAAUCACCCUUCAGCAAAAAGUAAUAUCCCAUUUCAAAUUAUGUACAUAGAUAUAUAAUAUAACAUAAUUUAAUAAUUUUUAGUAAUUUUUUUAAUGCUUUUAGUGAGAUUUCAGCAAUCAAUAAUAAUUAAAUGUUUGCUGCUGGGUUUCCAGGGAGUCUUGCGUCAAGUGCCUGUGGUCAGCUCAAUAUUGAAUUGGUGGUCACCAGCCAAAGAACAAGUGAAAGGCAGGGCAUUCAAUCUAACAUCUGGUCAGUAUUAUAUGUAGGUUAUUUUAAUCUAGAGAUUUCAGAUUGUUGUUGAUGAGUUUGGUCAAAAUUGGAAAGAUGAUAAUCAUUCAAAUAGUAGCCACUCACAAAUAUUAGAGUUGUCCAUGUUUGAUUCCAUUGACUUGCAGAAACUUUAUGCUGCUAUCCAGGUCACCUCAGGGGCUCCUAGACCGAACAGUUUCCAUUGUUUUAAAAUGAAGUUUUAUGGGAAUUUAAAGAUAUCAGUUAAAUCAGAUAGGUGUUGGGAUUCGUGUUCAAGUGACUGCUGUCCCUCUAAUAAUACCUUUAUUUAUUUUUGUGUAGGGAAAAUCAUCCCAACAACAGAUACUUACAAAUAUCACAUGCAAAUCCAAGAAGAUGGUAGCACUGUGGCAGUGCCUGGUUCUCCAAGGGGAAACGGUACAGUCAAGGCCACACCACCUCAGUCACCAACCGAGUCCAUUAAAACAGCAGGAGAAGUGAAGGCCCAGCUGGCAAGUCAGUCUGCUGCAGGUGCAGCCUCCUCCUCCCCCACACCACCACCUGUGCCAGCAGCACAGCCACAGCAACAGAACAGUGGAGCAUCCACUGUCCUGCCUGAUGUUGUAUCCACCAAGUCUACUGUUGGGUAAGUCCAAAUGUUUGCUACCUCAACAAAAUGUAAGGUUGAGUUAGUUCGUUACUAAAUGUUGUAGCAUAUCAACCAAAUCUACUGUUAGGCUAGUCCGUUACAAAAUAUCCUACCACAUCAAAAAAAUUUACUGUGGGCCAAGUUGAUUAUUAAACGAAUGUAUCAGUUGUUAAUUAAUAAAGAAGAGUUACCGAAUUAUAGUGGCUGUUUGAUAUGUUCACCUUAUAACUUACUGAGAUAAAUGAGAACUUCUAAUCAGGAUUUAUAUCUCUUUUAUAAAGGGUAGUCAUUGUUCAAUGGUCAGUUUGUGUAAAAUAAAAGUGGAUCAAGUCACUGGGGAGAGGAUAGAUUAAGCUUUUUAAGAUAUUUACAACUAUACUAAUAACAAUAUGCUACGAGGCAAAUUUUCAACUUUUUUAUUUAUGCCUGAUAACAUUUCUGUUUCUAGAGGAGCCAGUGAGGUUAGUGAGCAGGAGAGCAUUACCAGUUAGGAUUUUCACCAGGAAAUCCCAAGGAAGCGUGUUUUUAUUUUCUGUACAUUGGGAUCAAGAAGGUUGAUUCUCAUUUGUCAUCCAGUUAGUUAUAAGUUUUGCUAUAGGAAAAUUUAUCUCUUUUUAACAAAAAAUAAUUUUAAAAAAAAAUUAAUUAUUUUUUUUUCUGUCGAAAGGUUUGUGAGGUUUCUCCUCAAUUGAAAAUGUUAAAAUAAGACAUUGGUGCCAUAAACUGAUGUUUGGAAACAAAAUUAGUUAAAGAUUAGUUACUAUGUUAAAAAAUUUGCAAGACUAAUUGAAAACAAAUUAAAUACAUAGCAAAUGAUUUAGAGCCACCCCCACUUUACGGGGUAAACAUUUUGUAAAAGUCAUUCCAUGAGUUUUAUUUUUUUUCCAUGAAUAUUCUUUCUUCCCGCUUGUUUGUGUGUGCGCAUACCUUAAAUUCAACAGAACAAUAGUCUUUAAUGAUAAUUUCCUCCACUGCCCAUUAUUUUAUCUUUGUUUGUGUAAUCUGUGAUACAACUCUAUAGCAAUUGAUCAGAUCCUUGAGUAAUCUUGAUAGUUGGCAAAACAAAGUAUACUGAAUUCUGGCAUUGGCUCUGUCACAAAUGGAAUGUCCAAAAUCAAUUUAUGCAACAACAAAAAAAUGUUUUUUCUAUGAUUUUUAAAAUAAAUGUUAUGUAAAAUACAUUUGCAAUUAAGUUUCAUAAUUUGUGAUUAAUUCUAUUUAUUUAAUUUCAUGAUUCACCAGUGUAAUAGUUGCGUAUAAUAUUAGACAAUAUUUACUCUACUUUUAGUCACUGUGGUGUUCUUAUUUAUUUAUAGACUUGGCUUGCUUUUCUUGAUUUCAUUAUCUAUGCAGAGGGAUGUUUGCACAUGACAAGUUAAUAAUGAUGUAAGGAAUAUUUAACUGGAUUGUUCAUCUAUGAAAUGGGGCCAUUGUUAAAUCAUUCACCCUGGCCACAUCAAGGGGACUUUCCCCCAUGUCUUUCCUGUAGAGUGAGAAUGACAUAUGGUGUCACAGGAUCUAAAGCUUUUUUAAAUCAUUCACCCUGGCCACAUCAAGGGGACUUUCCCCCAGGUCUUUCCUGUAGAGUGAGAAUGACAUAUGGUGUCACAGGAUCUAAAGCUUUUUCUGCCAGAUUGUGAAAUACAUGCAAAAGAUUUGGUUAUAAUUAAGUGAGUGCUACUGAGGUAAGGGCUUUCAGAUGAUGAUAGUACUAGUGUCUAAAACAGCAAAAAAGCUGGGGAAAUAGUGUGACUUUGAAAGGUCAUCAGUUGACCUAGUGAUUUUAAGUAACGGUACCCCAUAAGUUUAGGAAAAUCUAUUAAGUGAGUAGGCUGUCUGUGACUGAGAUAAGAAAUGAAAGUAGCUAAGGAUAGCGUCAGUAAAUCUGACUUGAUAUAGUUAACAUGGUUACAAACUAACCAGGGUAAUUAAAGUAGAUCAUUUGCUCUUCCUUAAACUUUCAGCUCUAUCCUAUACACUAUUUGACCAAAUGAUGAAACAUUCUAAAAUAAGUGCAUGUAAUUUCAAUUUUUGUUUGUUUACACGAAGGAAUAAAUCAGCUUCAGCAGAGUCCCCUUGGUGUUGCAAUGUUCAGCUGGUAGGUUUCAGCUACUCUGUUACACAGUAUAUUAAAAGGCAAAAAACUCUCUCUGUACCCGGAACGUUCCAGUAGCUGUUACAAUAUUGUUGGAUUUAUUGAGUUUUUUUUUGUUUAUUAGCUUCUGGCUACACAUCCCCUGCUAUAUUAGUUUGACCCAGUUAAAUUUUGCACAUGGUGUAAACAACUGUUCAAAUGAAACCGGAAUCACUUACACACUGUGAACAAGGGAAACUGAUGUUGAGACAUGACAUGUAUGAGUUUGUUCUAAAAAUGUGGGGACAUUAGUAUGGUUGUGGUAAAAAAAAAAAUGGAAAAACAAAAUUAUAAUGCACCUUGUAAAAGUAUUUAUUUUCACUUGAUCCAUUUAUUCACGCCUGAAAUUGUUCAACUUAAGUUGUAUGGAUUCAUUAGUUGUACUGAGCACUCCCACCAUAAAGCUGUGGCCCUGGGAACUGUUCAGUCGUGCCUGCCAGCAACUAGUGGCCAGUAGAACAUUGACACAAGUAGCACCAAUUCUUUUAGUGCCUUGGAAAUACUACAUCAUGUUUUUGAAAAAAUAAGAACAUAAAAUCAGUAAAAGAUGUUCUUUUAUUUAGUGCACAAUCUUUCCUCAGAUUAUCUAAUCUUGCUGCUAAUAAUUCCAUUUUCAAAUGACGUUAGUUAACAUAGAACAAAACAUCAAUGGGAUUUUUUCAUGCUAUUUUUUUUCCUCCUUUUUUCCAUCCAUCAAAUAUUUUAUUUGUAUGAUUCAUUUUUUAAACUUAAUUUUUACUCCAUAUGUGAAUAUGAUUAUGUUGAGCAAAUAAAUAAUUUUUAUACAUUUUGUUAUUGUACAUAGUGGGAGUUAAAUCAAGAAACUAAGAAAAGCAGUUGAUCUGUGUGACUUCAUUCUGAAUGUUGUAUGACUUGUAUUUAUGUGUAUGAAUGUUUGCUUAGGGCAACACUGAGAACCCCAAUCAGUAUCCUAAUCCCAAUCAGUAACCCGUUAUACAUGUUAGAAUUGUUGACUUUGUUCAGUGAGAUCCUCUCUGAUGGAAUUAUUCCAAAGCCUACAAAACUUACCUGUUGAAAAAUAUCAACAAGGAAUCAACUCAAUCCAACCACAUCUUUUUUUUGGGGGGUUAAAUUUCCACCAUUUUCAUACCGUAAUUAUUUGUUUUAAUCUAUAAAAAAAAUCACAUCCAAUUUGUAUUUUGUUUGAUCCUUAUAUGUGUUUGACAUCAGUUUGAAGAUGAUAUCAGAGACAUGGACAAUACAAAUAAUUUGACAUACCGUAACGGAGAGCUUACUAUUCACUAAUUUUCUCUGAAUCUUUUUAUUAACAAUUUAAUCAGCUGCCAACCAUUGAACGUUAAGUAUUUGAUUAAAUUAUGUUUCAAUCUUUAAAUGACAUUAUUUAGUCAAAGUCAGCCCCAUGUUAUCUGUUAGCAUUCAAACCCAACUCAUAGAAAAAGUCAGUGGAGUUAAAAAUUACAUGCAUGACUAUAUUUUGACUUAAAUUACUUGACAUGACCAGACACUGCACUAACAACAUAAUCAAGUAAUUAAUGUGUGAAGGAAAGCCUGUGAUAUCCAUGUUUUUUUUGCCAACAGUUUUUCAUAAUUUUUGUGUUUUUUUUAUUUUCUUGAAUCAAUUUUAUAUGUGGCUUUCAUAAUUUGUACAGUGGGAGCUUUGUCUAAGCUGAAUGUUUGUCCUUGACCUUCACUUGUGGGAACAGCUGGGAAAUAAUGCCACAUUCACUGGGUGAGACUCUGGUACAUUGGCAACACAGUGGGUUACUGGAAGGAAUGCUCUUGGCAUUCAAGCAAUGGUGGUCACACUUGCAACACUUUAACAUUUCAUGGUGAUAACAUAUUGGUCUCAGGACUUUGAAAAAAAAAAAAAAAAUUGUAACCACGAAAGUAAAAGCCAUUUCUGAGUUUUUCAAAGGUGGUCAUUGCCAUUAUAAUUGACCCAAAAACUUAUAAUUAAACCGACAGGGAAGUUAACCCACAUGAGGUCUUUUGCUAGAUAGAGCUGUGACCCAUUUUAACAUCUGAAUUUUGACAGCUAGGAGGACACUCUUUAGGGAAACAAUUGAGCUGUUGAAUGAUAGGAAACAAGUGAUUUGUUAUUGCCUUGGGUUCAUGAAUCUCACUGUGAGACAAUGGCCAGAGUUGAUGACUGUUCAGUGGUUGUUUCAUAUAAUGAGGGAUUUCCAAUGUUCUGUUUGGAUCUAAUAAAUUGUUUUUUAAACAAUGAAA